AGCAAUUAAUGGCGUAGAAAGAACGUCGAUUUUUGAUUUUCCCAGUUACAGCAUUCGGCAUAAUAAUGGAAUUAAUGAACGAGCGAUCUGAACUGAAGAUUCACACGGUACAUUUAAAUAGCGCGUUGAUUAGCAUACGGGAUCUGUAAAUACAUGAUAAAUCAGGGCUGGUCAUGAUUUCAUGUUUGGUUCGGUUUACUUGGAAUUAAUUCCUCAUAUUUGUUAAUACUGAACUAUUCUGUAACCUGUUCAUAUCGAAUAAUGAAUAAGAAAUUUUGUACUGUGUUUUGGUGUGUGCUUGUAUCAAAAAGAAAAUGUGAGACAUGAUCCUAUAGUACUGUAUAGCAAGGAAUAGCAAGCGUUUGUUCAGUAAACUGAAAAAGCCACGAGACUUAGUGGGCUUAAAUACGCUCUUUAAAUACGGUCUUGUAUCAAAGUGUUUUUAUAAGCAUUAUCAUAUUUUUGCUUUUAAGCAUAUAUAUUGAUAACGUGAACUGUGUUAAAAGGAAUAAUUAAGCAUACUAAUAUAAUUUUACGUAUAGCGGAGUUUAAUAGUGGGCUAGAUAAUUGUAAUAGUGUAUUAUAUCAAUAACGGAUAUGAAAUUUAUAUUGUAUAACUAUAAUUAAUAUUUACCUGGAUAAAAGUUAUCUAUUGUAUCAACUAGCAUAUACAAACAGUGAAUAUUGGAAAACAAACAUAUCAUAUAAUAUAAUAUUUAAACUUAUAUAUCUCCAGGGUUCGUUUUUGCUAGACAUUUGAAACACUUCUUUAAAAAAGUAGGAAAAUGGUAACUUUUAUCUCAAAUCAUGUUGCUGCUUUGUUUAAGCUGGCGGAUUAGUUUACAAUACGGAAAGUUUUGAAGACAGAACUGUGAUACACAUUUUAAUAGAUUGUCGAAGGAGACGGAAGAAGAAGCCAAAGUGAAAUAAAGAAAUGACGUGUGGACAUACUAGAAAGAUAAUUUUGGAAUUCUUUAUUUUGAUCGCCGUCCUCGUUGCUACUACACUGGCUGACGUCAACGAAUAUCGCCUUAUACGUGACCUGCUGAGAAGUUAUGAUAAGAGAAUUCGACCUUCAUUGAAUGCUAGCACACCACUUAAUGUUACCUUUGGAUUUUCCCUCUCACAAAUUAUUGACGUGGAUGAGAAAAAUCAGAUACUGACCACAAACUGUUGGUUAAACCAGAUGUGGAUUGACUAUGGAUUGCGCUGGAAACCGGAGAAGUAUGGAGGACUGAAGGUUGUGAGAAUUCCGCAUGAUUCUGUUUGGAAGCCAGAUAUACUACUAUAUAAUAAUGCUGAUGUGUCGACACAUUUUUCAUCUAUUAGUUCAAACGUUAUAGUGACGUCAGAUGGAAACGUCACAUGGUUAUCUAUGGUGAUAUUUAAAAGCUCUUGUGCUAUAAACGUUCGAUACUUUCCAUUUGACGUUCAAAAUUGUUCAAUGCAAUUUGCAUCGUGGACCUACGACGGUUUCCAGGUGAACUUAGUCAUCACCACAAACGAAGGUGACAUUUCAAACUACAUUCCUAACAGUGAAUGGGAUUUAAUUAAGCUAUACGUUGAACGUAACGUGGUUUAUUAUUCCUGUUGCGUAGAGCCUUAUCCGGAUAUAACGUACAGUAUUUACAUAAAAAGACGGCCACUGUUUUAUAUCUUCAAUAUGUUUCUGCCUUGUAUACUUAUAACGCUUGUAGCAUUGCUAGGCUUUUAUAUCCCUAGCGACAGUGGCGAAAAAGUGACUAUGGGAAUAACAACAUUGCUUUCAAUGACAGUUUUCAUGAUGCUUGUUGCGGAAAAUAUGCCACCGACAUCCAACGUUCUACCCCUGAUAGGCAUAUACUAUGGUUUUACAAUUUUCAUCGUUUCAACAGCAACUGGAAUGACGGUAAUGACCUUGAAUAUCCACCACAAAGGUCACCGAGGUCACCACGUACCACAAUUUUUGAAAACAAUUUGUUUUGGGGUAUUCUCGAAAUUGUUCUGCAUGCAGAUGGAAAUACCACAUCGCCCUGGCGAACAGUACCUCAGUACAACGUAUACACCAGCAGACCCUUCUGAUGGUCAGUACAUACGGUAUAAAAUGUCAGACUCAGAAGGCACUUCUAAUGUUGAUACUUCACAUCGAAAUCAAAAUCAAACAUUUAUUUUAAAUCAACUUAGCGAACACAAUCUUUUUCCUGGAUCAAGGGUCAGGCCUGAUUCAAGCCGGACGACAUGUAAUGGCUUUGGACCCAUGAAUGGAGUCAGUCAGUCACAAUCGCCACAAAAUCUUUCACAGCCUCCUGACAAAGAACAUACUUCUGAUGAUAAUUUUGAACGAUUUUUCAUACAUGUGUUAACUAAAUUAAACUCAACUAUUGAAUUAAAUGAGAAACGUUUAGCAGAUCAAGACGAACGCGAACGAAUCAAACUGGAAUGGCAACAUGUGGCCAGAGUCGUAGACAGAAUUCUUCUUACAGUAUUUAUGAUUGUGACAUUGACAAUAACAUGCGCAAUAAUGUCUCAGUCAGAGUGAUAAUGUGGUAGACAAACUGUUGGGUCAUUGGCUUCUAACAGAUGGCGUAUGUCGAUUGGUACUUGGCAAAACGCCCAUGUCCUAAACAAGAAUUAGUGACAACGGCAUGAUUUAAAAAGUGUGAUAUUGGCAAAUGUGAUGGUUAUUUGGAGCAAAAAAUAAAACAGUGAUCAAAGAAAGGGGUGAAAUUAACAACUGCUUGAAUCGUUGCUUUGCAAAUAUGGUUCGGUAAAAGCCAUGUGCUUGGUUAUACUGUUCAUGUCAAGUCUAGCAUAUUAAACGGUAUAAACUAUAUUUUGAUGAUGACAUUGAAUGUCAAGUGUAAUAUUUGAAUCAUUGAGAGAAUCACGUAACAACUAAUGUGUGUACUGUCCGAGAUAUUGUAUGCGUGUGUUUUGAACACCUAUUCCGUAUUUAUUCUCAAAAGAAUAGGAAAAAUAUAUUGGAGAAGAUUGUCCCAGUACUUGAAACGUCUGUAAGAUAUGUUGAAAUAAAACUUCUAUAUUUUUAUAACAUGUAUGCAUGUCUAGUUACAGUGCUAUAUUUUGAUAUUUUUAACAAAAGCAUGUGUUGAGUUUGGACAGACCCAACCAAAUAGAGUUUACUAUUACUUUUGCUUUGUUGCGUUCUAUGUUUCCAAAAGAUCUUCCCUUAGAUUUUUAAUUGUUUAUAUUUUUGUAUAUAUUUGACCUUAACAAUUAUAUCACUAUUAUUUCUAUAGCAUUUUACUGCUGCUUAUGAAACUAUUUUAGAGUAAUAAUCAUUCACAUGAUUUUGCCAGUAAGAUGAAAUUACUCCAAGUUAUCAUGGUAAUUGACUUUAAUUAAGUUCUUGCAUAUGUAAAUUCAUACGCUACUGUAAUAAAAAGUGCUUAAAAUAUAAACAUUCAUAUAAUCGAUUCAGUUUAUUUCUUCUAUUAACCGAAGAAUACGGUAUGCAAGAAAAAGAAUAUGUUACUAGCUAAAGGUGCAGAUGGAAAUAUCUGGCAACUGGGUAAUUGUUUUGCGUUACCCUCAAGCUACACUUACAACCUUUUAAAUACUCUUACAUGAUGGCUCCUGGGGUGUCAUUACCUUGAACAAAUAUAGAAACAAUAAGUUCGUUUGGUAACAGAAUGGUGUACUGUAUUAGCCAUGCUAACUUAAUGGCAAUUUACACAAACAUUUUCAAAAUAAGCAAUUUUAAUAAGUUAAAGUUCGACGGUGGAGUUCUUGUAAGAUACAUGUAACACUAGGCUAAUAUCGGGCUUUAAUUGUUUAACAAUUGAUACAUCUCGUUUCUGGUAACUGGCACUGAACCUAUGAUUGUCUUUAUCAUAGAAGUUAUAUCACCAGUGGAAAUAAAAAUAUAUGAUUAUACGUUUUAUUUUCUUUUAUUUAAAAUAGUUAUUUAUCGA
Molecule: messenger RNA, 3914 nt
Organism: Mercenaria mercenaria
Lineage: Eukaryota; Metazoa; Mollusca; Bivalvia; Venerida; Veneridae
Product: neuronal acetylcholine receptor subunit alpha-10-like
Exons: 8
Coding region: 935-2518 (527 amino acids)
Biological process (GO): regulation of membrane potential; nervous system process; chemical synaptic transmission
Cellular component (GO): postsynaptic membrane; neuron projection; synapse
Molecular function (GO): acetylcholine-gated monoatomic cation-selective channel activity; transmembrane signaling receptor activity
Source: RefSeq, a predicted model, not a curated record